This is a messenger RNA of Coffea eugenioides, 2037 nucleotides long. Its product is annotated as transmembrane 9 superfamily member 2-like. Bases 113 to 1870 code for a protein of 585 amino acids. The transcript has 8 exons. Lineage: Eukaryota; Viridiplantae; Streptophyta; Magnoliopsida; Gentianales; Rubiaceae. The record is from RefSeq and is a predicted model, not a curated record. Gene Ontology annotation, cellular component: membrane. Gene Ontology annotation, biological process: protein localization to membrane.
AAAAAAGUACGGAGGACCCCAAGCUACUAACCAAGUAAGCAAACGACACCACCGUUGCUUCUCUCUGCUCUGCGACUGCGGUGGCUUCGAUUGUUGUUUUCGAAACAGGACAAUGGAAGAGUCUGCAAAGUUUCUUCUUAUUUCUGUCAUUUUAAUGGGUAUUCUUAGCGAAGCAAAGUCAGAUGCUUUCACCCACAGGUAUGAGAAGGGAGAUCCAGUGCCCCUAUAUGCCAACACGGUUGGACCAUUUCGCAAUCCCAGUGAAACUUAUCCAUAUUACUGCCUUCCAUUUUGUCCAACAGAUCACUGGGAAGAGAAGAAGGGAACUUUUGGUGAGGUGUUGAAUGGAGAUCGUCUUGUUUCUGCUCCAUAUAAGCUUGAUUUCAGGGUGGACAGAGAAUCCCAAGUUUUGUGCAGGAAAAACUUGACUAGAGAAGAAGUUUCUCAAUUUCGAACAGUAAUUGCACAGGAUUACUACUUACAGAUGUAUUAUGAUGACUUGCCAAUGUGGGCUUUUAUUGGAAAGAUUGCUAAUGGUAGCCCAAAUGGGUCUAGAUAUUUCAUAUACACAAAGGUGCAUUUUGAAAUUUAUUAUAAUGGUGACCACAUAAUUGAAAUUAACCUCCGAACGGAUCCCUCAUUUAAGACUGACUUAACAGAGGACAAAGUUAUUGAGGUGGAGUUCUUGUAUAGUGUAAAGUGGAAGGAAACGACCGCUCCAUUUGAAGAGAGAACUUUAAAGUACACACAUUCUGCCAUUUUGCCACAUCAUAUGAGCAUCCACCGGUCUAGUAUUUCAUAUUCAUUUUGGAUAGUUCUCAUCUUGGUUGGUUGUCUGGUGGCAUUAUAUGUGCGGGUCCUCAGGAAAGAUUUCAAUAAUGAUGAGGAACUAGCUGAUAACCAAGAAGAGGCAGGAUGGAAGGUCAUCCAUGGGGAUGUGUUCCGAUACCCAAAACACAAGUCCUUCUUUGUUGCAGCAGUUGGUUGUGGCACACAGCUAUUUACAGUUGUGUUGUCCAUUAUGACCUUAGGGAUUAUGGGUGUAUUUCGUCCAUAUGACCGUGGAGUUCUGAGGAUUGCCUUGGUCUUCACAUAUGCAGUAACAAAUGUUAUUUCUGGAUUUAGUGCCGUUUCAUUCUAUCAUCAACUUGAAGGAAGCAACUGGGUGUGGAAUCUGCUUCUAACUGGCUUUCUCUUCGGUGGUCCUCUCUUUCUUGCAUGUUGUUUCCUAAAUGCUGUUGCAACUAUAUAUGGCUCUACUGCAGCACUUCCCUUGGGUACAAUUGUGGUCAUUUUUCUUAUAUGGCUAUUUUUAGCUUUCCCAUUGCUUUUGCUGGGUGGGAUUGUUGGGAAAAUCACAAAGUCCAAGUUUCAAGCUCCUUGCCGCACCACACAGUGUCCUAGAGAAAUUCCAGCACUCCGUUGGUAUAGGGGUGUUCUUCCUCAAAUGGCAUUUGCAGGAUUGCUGCCAUUCAGUGUUAUCUAUAUUCAGCUCUAUUACAUCUUUGCCAGUGUAUGGGGUCACAGGGUGUAUACAUUAUAUGGUGUACUAUUCAUUUGCUUCAUUCUACUUGUAGCCAUGACUGCCCUCGUCUCAAUUGGUUUUACAUACCUUCAACUUGCUGCUGAAGAUCAUCUAUGGUGGUGGAGGUCAUUUCUUCAUGGUGGUUCAACUGCCCUCUACGUCUAUGCUUACUGCUUUUUCUAUUACUUCGAAAGAGCAGAUAUGAGCGGUCUAAUGCAAACCUCUUUUUUGUUUGGCUACAUGGCUUGCAUCUGCUAUGGCCUUUUCCUUCUGUUAGGCACUGUUGGAUUCUUUGCUUCUUUACUAUUUGUUCGCUACAUAUAUAGUUCUAUCAAGUGUGAUUGAUAGCUAGUUGUACCUUGACCUUUUGAUGCAUUCUUGCUCUUUCAAUCACACUAGAUCCUGAAGUUACAUAUUUUGUCCAAGAGAAGCAUUCAAAAUGGACAAUUGAGGAAGGAAAAAUCCAUUUUGAAGUAUUACAAAAGAAAGAAAUGAAGCAUUCAUUGCAUGCA